Molecule: messenger RNA, 1722 nt
Organism: Nannizzia gypsea CBS 118893
Lineage: Eukaryota; Fungi; Ascomycota; Eurotiomycetes; Onygenales; Arthrodermataceae
Product: gamma-glutamyltranspeptidase 1
Exons: 6
Coding region: 1-1722 (573 amino acids)
Biological process (GO): glutathione catabolic process
Cellular component (GO): plasma membrane
Molecular function (GO): glutathione gamma-glutamate hydrolase
Source: RefSeq, a predicted model, not a curated record
AUGGCACCCGCAGCAAUGAAUCUUCUCUGUACGGGUCUCUACCUGCUCUCGUCCUUUGCUCAGGUAUCGGAUGCGGCUCCAUGGCUCUUUUCACGAAGCGUGCCGGCAUCUUACCGUGACGGCCGCCUGGGAGCCGUCGCGAGUGAGAACUCGAUGUGCAGCGAAUACGGUGCCGACAUGCUGAAGAUAGGCGGCAAUGCUGCAGAUGCCAUGGUUGCGACAGUAUUCUGCGUUGGUGUUACUUCGAUGUAUCACAGCGGCAUUGGCGGCGGUGGCUUUAUGCUCAUCCGCGCGCCAAAUGGUACUUACGAGUUUAUCGACUUCAGAGAGACUGCCCCUGCCGCGGCAUUCCAGGACAUGUUCAAAAACAACACCAAGGGCUCGACAUCCGGCGGACUCGCCAGCGGUGUUCCCGGUGAGGUUCGUGGCCUAGAAUACCUCCAUAAGCACUAUGGAAAGCUACCCUGGAAAACUGUCAUGGAACCAGCCAUUCGCACAGCCCGGGAUGGUUUCCGUGUAACCGAAGAUCUCUCUCGCAUUAUGGUACACGCGACAGAGAAGGAAAACUUCCUUGCCAAAAAUGCCGCAUGGGCUCUUGACUUUGCACCACGAGGAACCCUUCUUAAAGUUGGUGAUAUCAUCACUCGCAGACGCUACGGUGACACCCUAGACAAGAUUGCCAAGUACGGCGCCGAUGCCUUUUACACUGGGCCAAUGGCGGAGGCUAUGGUAAAUGCACUCCAGGCUGCCAAUGGCACCAUGACCCUCGAGGACCUGAAGAAUUACACUGUAGCUUCCAGGCCAACUGCUCAGAUCGAGUACCGUGGCAUGACCGUCACCAGUACUACGGCCCCGUCCAGCGGAGUCGUGCUCCUCAGCAUCCUGAAGCUGCUCAAUGGGUACAAGAAGUUCUUCCGUGCAGAUCCAGUACCACUCAGCACCCAUAGGAUGGACGAGGCCAUCCGAUUUGGAUAUGGACAGAGAACGGAACUUGGCGAUCCCCUCUUCUUUUCUAACUUAACCGAUUACCAGAAGAAGAUGAUCUCUGAAGAGGUUGCUAACAGGAACCGGAUGAACAUCUCAGACGAGUAUACUCAAAGCAUAGCAGUAUACGACCCCAAGGGCCUUGAGAGCUUGGACACCCCCGGAACCUCUCACAUUUCAACUGCCGACCGCUCCGGUAUGGCCGUCAGUCUGACAACCACCAUCAACCUCUACUUCGGCAGCCGUGUCAUUGUCCCCGAGACCGGCAUCAUCAUGAACAACGAGAUGGAUGACUUCUCUGUCCCUGGACGAAGCAACUCCUUCGGAUACAAGCCGUCACCAUCCAACUUCAUCCGUCCCGGCAAGCGACCUCUCUCCUCCAUCUGCCCUACCAUCAUCACCCACCCAGAUGGCUCCCUUUACUUCAUCACCGGUGCUGCAGGUGGUUCCCAAAUUAUCACCGGAACCCUCCAAAGUGUCAUCAACGUCAUGGACAGAAAGAUGAACGUUCGUCAGGCCCUGAAGGCUCCCCGACUACACGACCAGCUUGUCCCCAACGUCGCCCUGAUGGAAGACGACUACGACAAGAAGACUGUUGACUUUAUGAUUUCACGAAAGCACAAUGUCACUAGAGAAAAGUCGUCAAGUACGGUCGAGUCUAUCAUGAGGCUAAAGAACGGUGUCUUCGAAGCCUCUGGCGAGCCACGACUGGCUAAUUCCGGCGGAAUUGUCGUUUGA